Molecule: messenger RNA, 912 nt
Organism: Asparagus officinalis (garden asparagus)
Lineage: Eukaryota; Viridiplantae; Streptophyta; Magnoliopsida; Asparagales; Asparagaceae
Exons: 1
Coding region: 16-780 (254 amino acids)
Source: RefSeq, a predicted model, not a curated record
AAUCCCAGCGGAUCGAUGAUAUCCGCCGACGAGUUGUUCCUCGACGGCAAGAUCCGGCCGAUGAAGCUCUCGUCCCAUCUCCAGCGUCCUCAGCACCUCGCUCCGCUUCUAGAUCUGAACGAAGAAGACGAAGACGAGGCAAGAGAGGGGGAAAUGAGCGGACGAAGUCGAGAGGUGAGGUUAAGGAGUCGAUCCAUGCAUCGGCGAGCUAGAUCCAUGUCGCCGAUGAGGAACUCGAGGUUCCAGUGGCAGGACGAAGAGGAGGAAGAGGAGAAGAAGGAUCUCGAAGCGGAUCCAGAUCUUGAUCUAGAUCCGACAAAAGAGAGCGAAACCGUGACGCCGUCGGAUUCCUCAGCCUCAUCCUCGAGAUCAUCGUCCUCCGUCCGAAACUCGAAGCGCUGGAUCUUUCUGAAAGAUUUUCUCUACAGAAGUAAAAGCGAAGGUGGAGGAAGAACCAACGCUAAAGAGAAAGAAAAGGAGAAGGAAAAAGAAAAAUUCUGGAACUCGAUCUCCUUCACUCCGUCAAAGGUUAAAGACGCCGUUAAGUCUCCAGCGAAGACGUUAAAGAAACCGACUAACGGCGUUGGAAAACGUCGAGGGCCGUUACCGUCUGCGCACGAGAGGCAUUACACGGCGAAGCGAGCGCAGGCGGAGGAGAUGAGGAAACGGACGUUUCUCCCUUACCGUCAGGGACUGCUCGGUUGCCUAGGGUUUAGCUCGAGGAGUUACGGCGCUAUGAAUGGGUUUGCUCGAACCCUUAAUCCCGUCUCCUCGGGUUAAUUAAAUUUCUUAAUUACCGUAAUUAAUUAAAGUUUUGUAUAAUAAUUUUUUGGUUUCUUUUUUGUACGAAUCUUCUGUUACAUUAUCUGAACAGAGUUUGGAAAAUCCUCAAAUCCGUCGUGAUCUCAUUAA